Molecule: messenger RNA, 2754 nt
Organism: Scheffersomyces stipitis CBS 6054
Lineage: Eukaryota; Fungi; Ascomycota; Pichiomycetes; Serinales; Debaryomycetaceae
Exons: 7
Coding region: 1-2754 (917 amino acids)
Biological process (GO): fungal-type cell wall organization
Source: RefSeq, a predicted model, not a curated record
AUGAAAAACACUAAUGCAUCACUGUCAUCCCUCGACAACAACAAUAUUAACAACAAUAAUUACUACGACAUCGCUAUCUCCUUGACUCUGAACCUGAGUAUAGUCACUUCGGGUUCUUCUUCCAGCAAAAAGUCAUCGCCCAAGCGUGUGUCGUCGAUGUCUGCUUUGACAACGUUGAAUGAAGUAAAGCCAACGGCAAAGAGACCUGGCGACUACUAUAUCCAGAAACUCAGUCAGAGCUCGCUUAGCUUGAUCACAGCAAACUCACACUCUCAGAGCCAUAAGAAUGAUACUGUUAAUGGAAGAAACUAUCCAAGACCCAGAUCCGGAGAAUCCCUAGCCUCUUUGCGUACUUCGUACUCUGACGAAGUCAGCUCCAUCGUUUCUUCUCAGUUCGAUACGCCAAUAGAAACGAGUUCUCGCCAGUCGCAGAACAUGUUGGCUGAUUCUCGGUUGAGCUCGUUGACAAGCAACUCCAUCGCUCCGCUGGAAGCUCCAUCUAUUAACAACUUCAACUUCACCUCUUCUACCACAAUCACUGCAGAAGAUGGUGAUUGUAAUUCAUGCAAUUCUUGUAGCAACGAUCAUUCUGACUAUUUAGACGGAGACAGCUCGCCAGAUAUUACUUACGAUCACAACUGCAGCACCAGCUCUAUAUCUACUCUUUCUACCAGAAACAGCUCCAGGUUGUCGAGUUCUAGCUCUUUUUCUCAUUCACACUCUGCCAGAAACCUGAAAGGAAACCUGAAGGCUUCACACCCAGUGACAAGAUCCUACAGUACGCUGAACAUCAAGCAAAGACUGACUUCGUCAUCACCGUCGUUGUCCAGAUCGAAGACAAGAUACAUCAGUUCCAAGGAAAUCAAAGAAAGACAGAUGUUGAGAAAGAAGAAGUACGACGAAAACGAUGACGACGAGGAAAUCCUCACCAAUGAGUUGGAUAAUCUCGUGUUCAAUGUUCCUGUGAUAAAAAACCAUCUGGAGCUUUAUCUUCUUUCCUCUUCUUCCAGUGCUAUGCUUUCUAGAAGCGAUUUGAUGACUGACAACGACAACAACAAGUACAAUAUCAACGGCUCUAUCAUGAAGCCGUGUCCAUUACCCGGCAAGCUUGGCUCACAAACUGACUUGUCCAUUAUUAACAGCCAUGGUAACGAUUUAACUCAGGAUAGUAUUGUAGAAGAAGCCGAAGGAGAUGAUACCAUGAUAGCUGUGGCUAACUUGAGUAUGAAUGACGAUCUGGAGAUCUCCAAUAACAUAUCCCAGUUCUACAACCAGAGAUCUACUUCUAUGUCGAAGAUCGCAAAGUUGUCCAGAGAACAGACCAUGAUGUACAAGUUGCCGAACUUUGUCAAGUCACAAAGUUCUAUGGAAGAUUUGCAUCUCAUUUCUCUUGAAAAAUUGAAUUUGAUUGACCAAACUCGUCCGAUAAACUUACCUCCCAAGUCGGGCCUCGACAAAUCGAAACACAAUAGGGAGUUCCAGAAGGUGUUGACCAACUUCGAAUUGAAUACAAAGAACUUGAAUGAUGCCAGGAACAGAUCGUCGCAAAUCCAUGCUCAGAAUCAGCAACUCUGGAUGAAGUAUGUUCUGAGUUUAGUUGAUGAAGAGACUACUUCAAAACAGUUCAACAAGAAAUUUUCCUACGAGAAGAAUGCCAUUCGUAAGUUAGCAUGGGAUUCCAACAUUCCCUCGGCUUUCAGAUUCCAGUUCUUCAUGCAGAUAUUGUCCCACAACAACAACAGCCAGGACUCUGUUCACACCAUCAACAACUCGUUUACGUUGUUUGACCAGAAAUAUCAAAACCUUUCUGACACGAUUAGAAAGAAUAAGGAUGUAGAAUUUAACAACAUUGUUGACGUAGUAUUGCAUCGCCCCAUGUUUGACGCCAUUCUCAAAGAAGUAUCUUCGUCUUCCACAUUCAGCUUGGCCAGUUUGAAGGAUAACUUUAAGUACUUGUUGUACAUCAAGUCUUUGUCCGAGUACGGAUUGCACAAGCAUGACCAAGUCUUCUUGAUCCCAGUUUUAUUGGUACUUUUCCAAAACACUCAAUCGUUGCAAGAAAUAUAUUGUUUGUUAGAGUUGAUCAACCAACAAAUUCUCAAUAGAGACUUCUUGCUGACUUUGAAUGGAGCACUUGGUAAUUGGAGCGAUUUGAAGAAUCUUUCCAGCCAUCCUGGCACUUCUUCAACGUAUCUUCUGAAGUUUUUGCUGAAGCUCAACAACUUGGAUGAGUUUGACAAGUUGAACUCAAACAGCUUCUUCGAGAUCUUGCUUCAGUUCAACGACAAGUUACCACUUAGUUUAUCGGCUCCGUCGACGCCCAUUAUGAAUCAUCCCGGACAAUUCAGCUUCACUCAUAGCCCUUCUUCUAGUUCAAACUUGAGUUGUGCUUCCAACUUGUCUGACGGCAACAACAACAGUAAUAUUAACAAUAGUGAUAACAUCACUCCUCGCACUUCUGUCAGUGGAAGUGACGACUUUGUUGAUAUCAAUUCUUCUGCAUUACAAUUGAUGAUCAAAUUAUUGCAAUUGUUGAUUAUUCACUCCAAUUCAGUCAAAUCGAAAGACAAGAAUAACAUGAAGAUUGUCCUGACUUUCUUGGUGGUGACAUUCCAAUUCUACCAUAUCAAUUGGAACAGUUUUCAGGAACUAAUCAAGUUGAACAAGUCUAUACGGUUGAACAAAACCGCAGACCAAGUCGCCAACCUUGAUGCGUUUGUGGAGAAGUGGAAGGAUUCUUUUGGUAGAUUCUGA